This is a messenger RNA of Kogia breviceps (pygmy sperm whale), 4001 nucleotides long. Lineage: Eukaryota; Metazoa; Chordata; Mammalia; Artiodactyla; Physeteridae. The record is from RefSeq and is a predicted model, not a curated record.
UCGCGGCGUCAUAUUGUGCGCUGCUCAGUUGGUCCUGCAGUCCGAGUCUUCGGUUGGUUUGCUUCUGUCCGACUGAGAGCGAAGGCUGGGUGCUGUGCAUUCCUCAGGACGUAAACAUCGAGAAUAUGGAGACGAAUUAAUCUUUGGGGUGUAGGAUUAGACCAAAGGAGGAGGGGGCAGCCUCCGACGCUGAAGGCCAUCUGCAGCCAGGCCAAAUGGGUUUGCAUGCAACUGGUGGAAACAACUGGCAAGGGCAACCCAGAGAAGUUUCAUGCGAGCAAGGGAUGGUUGGAGAAGUUUAGAAAUCGCUAUAGGCUGCUGAAUUCGAGGUUGAUAGGGGAGGAAAAACCGUUAAAUACCCAGUCGGCACCCAAGUAUUCCAAGCAACUCCAGAAUCUGAUCAGAGUUAGUGGCUUUGUACCUCAGCAGGUCUUCACCGCCAAGCAGAUGAGCCUGUUUUUUGGAAGUGCUUGCCUUCGCGUACUUUUGGGGAAAAAGACAAAAUUCCGGAAAGCUUAGAGGAAGCUAAGGACCGGAUUUCUUUCAUUUUUUGUGCCAGUGCCGCAGGUGACAAAACCAUUGCUGCUUUAUGAAGCAGCACCUGUUUUAUGGAAAACAAUAUAAAACGCCUUCCUAUUUUCCGGCGAUCACUAACAGUAUCAUUAACAGCUGCCCGCAUUUUGGAUUGGCUUCGUAAUUGUUUUAUUCAUUGAACCUGGAGUUAUUUAACAGAAAAAAAUCUUGCCUUCAGAGUGUUGCUGUUUUUGGACAGAGGUCUCAGUCACCCAGACUCCAUUCUUUGCUCAUCCCAAUGAUGAUACUGUGUUUCUCCAUCUGGAGGGCAGUAGCUGUCUUAAGCCCUUAGAUCAGGGUAUAAUUGAAGCAUUCAGGAGGUAAUACACCAAGCAUAUAUUUGACUACUUUGCCGACUUUUUGAAAAAAACCCUUGCCUCACUUUGAAAGAAACAUGGCGACAGUACAACUUUGCUGAUGCUUUGGUAGUAAUAAAAGAGGUGAUGGAUGAUAUAAAAACCAGCUUCUCUUAAUAAAGCCUGGUGGAACCUUUGGGAAGAUGUUGUGAAUGAUUAUGCAUGUUUCCCUAGAGCUAAUGAAGAAGUUGAAAAAAAAUAGAGUCUGGAAAUGGAUGGGCUUUAAAUUCAUCUAUAUUGAUGAAAGUGAAAUUAAUAAGAUACUUAAGUUUCAAGCUUUGGCAAUAACAGAGAGUCUAUAUCUGUAGAUGAGGAAGAAGGCAAAUCUCUGGAACCAGAGAUAAAGUUGAACCUAAGGAAACAAUUCUCACACCAGGUGUCAGACCUCAUUGAAGCUGCAAUUGAUAUGGGUUCUUUACUGGAUUGAAGUUUGGCGUUUAAAAAAGAUUUCAAUAAAUUGUUGUAUACCUAUAAAGAGGCCCAAAAGAACCUUCAAAAUAAAGCAAAGGAGAUGAAGAAAGAGAAGGAAGACACAAACAAAGAGGCAGUAGUGUGGGUGAAAGAGAUGGGUACAGAAUCUGACUCUGAAGAGGAUUCUGAGUCCAUAUCUGAAUCCAGUAAGGAGGAGGAGAGAAAGAGGGUAAGAAGCCUCCAGAAGAAGAGCUUAUAAUCUCAGGCAGUGGCACUGAGGCUCUUACUAGAUCUGAAGAAUCUGCCAAGGCCAUAAAUGCAGAAUUGGACUUUUGGAAUCUAACCUUGGAAUUGAAUCUGAAGAGAGUAGAAGUGCCUGAUUGAAGUAAGAAGAGAAUCCAGAAGCGGUUUCUUCCAAAUAACAGUUCAUCUCUUGCCAUCCUUCCCCUGCUGCCCCAGCAUUGCCUUCAUCAUGACCAUCCUUAUAAUCAGCAAAUCAACAAACAUUUAUUGAGCAUAAUCUCUGUGGGAUCCUGUGCUAAACUCUGGGACAUCAUCUCAGGAUAUAAGAUCCUGACUGCUUCUUUCCUGACAUACCCCAUGCUCAGGACCCUUAGCCAGCAGCUCCUUUCAUUUGUCACUGGCAGCUAUGUCUCCGGCACUUACUCCGUCGUUUUUGUCAACUGUCCCAACGAGCAGAUUGCCAGAGAUAUUGCCAGGGCUAUACUGGAUAAGAAGCUGACUGCCUCUGUGAACAUCCUGCCUAAGGCAUCCUCACUAUACUAUUGGAAUGGAGAAAUAGAAGAAGCCACUGAAAUCCUGCUGUUAAUAAAGACAAAGACUUCCAAGGUCCAUUUGCUAUCCAGCUACAUCAGGUUGGUGCAUCCUUUUGAAAUCCCAGAGGUCUUCAGUCUUCCCAUGGACCAAGGAGAUGUGCACUAUUUAAAGUGGCUGGAGGAGGGCAUGGAGGAGGAAUGAGUGGGGGCUUUUUGUGCCUCCUGCUGGCUGACUCUAACCUUCAUCAGCUGUUCUCUGGGGGAGGGGAGGCUUCUUUCUGCCCCCUCGCAUCUCUGGAUUCCAUGCUUUUUUCAGCACAGAGGAGUUAAGUAACUUGUGGAGGGUGAAGGUCCAAGGCUUCUGAGGCUGGAAGAGGACGCUGGGCCAGUCGGGCCAAGCAAGAACCCAGUGGACCUUGUCUCUGAGUGCAUCAUGCGUAGAGAUGUUUCUGGUGCAUGUGAAAAUCUUGUGUAAAGUAAACCCUACCGAAAAUGUACUGAGGACCCCAAAUGGCCUGUCCGUAUUGCUUUCACGAUAAAGUCAUUUUCUUGGUCUGGAUUUCAAGGCCCUUCAGAGCCUUGUCUCAACUCAAUUUUCCAUCCUCACCUACUCUGGCAUGUGUGUGCUCCAGUGUGCUGUGCUGUUACUCCUGUGUUCAGGCCAUCCCCCCUGCCUGAUCACCCUUCUGCAUGAGUGCUUCAGAAGUCUCCUUGGCAAGGCCUGGCAUCCCCCGUUGGAAGGAAUCUCCUGCCUUGAUGUCCUGUUAUCCUUGUGUGUCACAGUCAGUCUCCUGUUUCUAGAUUGUGAGCUGCUCGAGGUGAGGGAUAUGUUUGAAUCCAUUUGGUCUCUUGCACUGGGUUUGGCAGAUAUUUCCUGAAUUGAUGUUUCAAGGAUUUGAAUAGCUAAAGCUUUCUCUAUGGUCCACAAUUACUUCCUAAUUUAUGGAGUUGGCAAAAUCCAACUUCUUUUCCUUCAACUUUUUUUAGGUGGGACUAAUUCCAAAGGAGGUUUUUCUUUCUAUCUCUGGCCUUCAUUGGUUCAUUUUCUGUGCUGACUGUGCAUUGAAAACUGUUUCUUGGUGGCCUUCCUUUGUCACAGUGUCACAGCUGACUAUAGGAAAUAGGAGAAGACAGGGACAAGACACCAGCUAUCUCUGCCAGGUACUGCCCUAGGUUCUUAACAUUAUUUUAUCCUUACAAGUCAAUGUUAUCCUCAUUUUGCAGUUGAAACCUGAGGUCAGAGAGCAGGAGACACUUAAAGUAAAUGGCAGAACUAGGCUCCUAACCCAAGUCUCUGAUUCUAAAUCUGAUGCUCUUACUGCCUCUUUCAAAGAGGUUGGAUGUAUCCCUUUGUAGGCCAAAGACCCAGAGAACCUGCUGUAGCCAACUCUAAAGGAAGAGUUAUCCGUUCUUAAAACAUCUGUGUGGUAGUUGGUAUUGAUAUAUUGCAUUACUUCUCCCCACAGAUCUGGAUGUUGGUGAUAAUAUCUUCAAUUCUACCGAUGAGGGAAAGGAUUUAGAGGAGUUUAAUGCUUUUUAGGGUCUGCGUGACUCCAGCUUACAUGGUUUGGCCACUAUACCACACUGUCCUACCAGAUGAUGCUGUGGGAGCUGAGGCUAGGACCUUCAUCAGGGUUUCCUCGUGGGAGUUCCUUCCCAGCAUUUCUCAGGAAACUUAUGUUUUAUGAUCCCAGAAUCCCUGGGAGAGUCAGUUGAGGAAAUGUGAAAAAGUAUUAAAAUUUUAUCUGUGAAUACUACAGCUUAAAAGCAUAGAGAUGUUGCUGGUUUGAGGGAAUCCAGCUUCAUCAAAUAAAAACCUAGAGCAAGGAACGCUAACAUAGAGUUGAAGACUAAGAGAACCAGGACAGGGGCGCGUAGAAGAGAA